ACAAGAUUUAUACCGAAAAUAUUUGACUUUUAACCAAUCCCUCACAACGAAUGGCCAUUCUUUAUUUGUAGAUAAAUUCCAUUUUCAAGAUUUUCAAGACACGGAAAUAGUGAACAUUCUUGAGCAAAUAAUUUCAUUUGAUCAACAUAUUCAGAGUUCAUCAGUUUUCUUGAUCAAGUCCCAGUCUUUCUUUGUGGGAUUCUUGGUAUCAAGGUUUUCACUUUAGGCAAAGGCUUUUGAUUCGUCAAGCAGGGUAAAGUUGAUGACUUUCUCCUCAGAAAUUGGAGACAGGUUCAAGAAUCUUGGGGUUGACUGCUUUCUUCUGAAAAAAUGGAUUUAUGGGUUGUCGCAGCAGCUGCAGGAGCUGGAUAUAUAGCAAAGAACUUGCAGAACUUGCCAGGAGAUAGAAAGGAAAGCCUGACUCCAGCCUCUUACAAACACUCGUUCAAUGUUCAAUCAGAAUCAAGAAACUUUCUGCAGCAGUUCAGAGAUAAAACCUGCCCGUUACGCAGAUUAGCACGAAAGAGAGCUCAGGAUGACGAUUUCUUGGAUGUGGAGAAUCAUUCAGAUGUUAGUUUCUCAGAGAUCGAUCCAAUAAGCAGUAGAAACAUAGAAGCUAGUGAUGAUUAUAACAUGGGAUGGGGUUCUAGCGUGUCAUCAGCUGUUAGUGCAGAAGAAAAGAGUCUAGAAUUUGAAGAUGGUGAAAAUAGAAUUUUCAGCAGAACGAACAGAGGCAAAUUCAUUAGAAAUAGAAGGAAUCGCAUGAAUUCAUUAAGGCCUGUACAGUCUUUUGGAAGUUUCCUUGAUUCCCAGCUAUUCGGAGAGCAUGAAAACAUAGAAGAUAGUUCAAGUUUUCCAUCCAUGUCUACAAUUAGGCCAGUUUUGGUUACUGAUGGAAGUCAAAUGAUCAGCAAGUUGGUUGAAUCUGUCGAGGAGAUUCAAAAGAAGCCGGAGAAGUGCACUGGGAAGUUGCAGCUGAGUGGUUCCAGUGACGGGGCGGCUGGAAGAUCAUUCCAUUCACAAGGACCUGAGACGAUGCUUCUUUUCAUUACUGGAAUGAUGGUUGGGAUAUUGUCUGCUACUACGGCCUGGAAAAAUGAAGCUGAGAAGUUGAAUUCGCAGUUGGAACAGAUGCAGAAUUUAGUUCAAGAUUUGUAUGAGGAACUUGAUAUGAAAGAAAUGGUAAUGGUGAAGGAGCUAAGUGAUGAGCCUCCUGGAGAAAACGAUACGCCUCAGGACUCGAUUGUAUCUCCUACUGAUGUGAAGGUGAAGAAAUUGGCUGAAUUUGACAGUCUAAAAGCAAAUGAUAGAAACACAGAGAACCUGGAGCUGUUGAGCAAAAUUGAGGCAGAACUUGAAGCUGAACUGGAGAUGCUAGAAAAUAACUAUAAGGCAUCUGCCCUGGAGAGAAUAUCUGGUGUUGUUGAGCAGCUUGAUCCAGAUUUUGAACCAGAUAUUAUCCAAAGAGACUUAAAGUCGACAAUGGACAAUGGUAUGUCUGAGUCAGGAGACGAAACGACGGAUACAACCACUCAUGGCUCUCCACCUGCAAAUUAUACUGUUUCCCCUUGGGAGCUGAGCUUGCGCCUCCAUGAGUUGAUAGAAUCCAGGCUCCAAAUGCGUAUAAAGGAGCUGGAGACAGCUCUCUGUAACAGCCAAAACAGGGUUCAAAUACUUGGUUCACAGAGCAUUGUCUCUGGAAGGAGAUUUUCUUACUGUACAACAGAAUCCUCAUCUGUUCAACAAAGUCCUACAGAAGAACAUGACAAACAAUAUGGGCCUUCGGCAGAGAAUCAAGAAAAGGAGACAAAUGGGAUUUUGCUUAGGGUGAGAGAGAAGGAUCAAGAAAGUCAAGAUGGGGAAUAUAGCAGCAAUGCUGGAAAGCAUUCCAUCGAUCGACUAAUGCCACAGAUUGCAUACCAGGAUACAUCAACAAGUUUCAUGUCUGAUGAAGAUUGCCUGAGUGAAGAUAACGAGACUGAUGAAUCAGAAAUGCUUCUGAUAAAGCAGAUACUCGAGAGAAGGAAAUCAGGUUCCAGUUGCAAUCUUAAAAUUGAUUAAGGUGUACAAACUCAGAUGGCAUACUGAUAGAAUACAGAAGAGUGUAUAGUAAGUGUACAGGUAGGAAAAUGAGGAUUGAGAAAGAACAUUAGAAGCACAAAUCUCAUGAGACAAAGAAAUAAGAAAAAUAAAAGGUGCCAAUUGGCAAUGGAAAUCGAAAUCAUUUUUGUUUAGUAAGAAGCAGUUGCCAUCUAAAGAGCUGGUUUUUGUAACAUUGUUCUUGCAUCAGCGUGUUGUGUAACAAUGUUUGAUAUGAUAAUUGUGCCUUUUCUGGAAUAGAAAA
Molecule: messenger RNA, 2344 nt
Organism: Sesamum indicum (sesame)
Lineage: Eukaryota; Viridiplantae; Streptophyta; Magnoliopsida; Lamiales; Pedaliaceae
Biological process (GO): asymmetric cell division
Source: RefSeq, a predicted model, not a curated record